UAUACGCAAUAUUGAUUUUUAAUAGAAUUGAUCGUACAGAAACAAAAAAUAAAUUCGAAUACAAUUGUAAAUGUGUACAGUCUUAUAUAUAAAAAUCGUGAAUUUCUUCAGAUUUUUAAAACGCCGAUUUUUCUAACCUAUUUUUCUGUCGUAUCGAACCGUUAUUUCUAGCUUUUUAAUAAUUAGUUAAGAAUUAACGAUUAACGCAUUGAUCGCCAUUGUACGAGGAAAUCGUCGAUCGAUUAUGUUGUCAAAAAGAGAUGCAGAAGGCGUAGAUAAUUUAAAAGAGAUAGAAGAAGCUAAACCAACCGCAUUAGAAAGUUGCAUAGAUCAGGUUACAAUAUCGUCAGAGACAUGUAGCAGUAACGGUUCAAAGGCGACGAAAGAAACUUCUACGCAAACUUCUUUAACAAUGCUUAGAUAUUUGAUACAAGCGUCAUCGGAUAAGCACUUUGUCGACUCAACAACUUCACCGAUGCGCUUUGAACGAAUGUCUGAAGACAAAGUAAAAAAUCUCUGUGGAAACACGAAUCCUUUCCCACGCAUGUUCGUUGAAAAUCAGAUGUCGAUCACAGUCAGCCCCGAGGCAACGAUGCAAGCAACCGGGUUGCGUCCAUCGAGAAUCAGGACACCUAGAGAUGUUCUUCAAGUAUCUACCUCUUUCUUAUCGAAUAAUUCUGGUAUUAAAAACGAGGUUUUAACCAUAACCACCGAUUACGGUAGUUCAUCAACCGAUACACAUAGCACGUUGGUAGAUGCGAUUAAUCAGAAUGGUAACCGGGCUCUUCAUUUAUCUCUGCAAGAAACUUACGCAGCUGCGCCUGUACCUAUGCCACCGUUACCGCACACCGGUUCGAGGAACAACUUGUUCAGGCGCAGGUUGAAUCACCGAUCGUGGAACGUCAUGGGAUUAUUUAACAGUUGCUUAAGAUGCGUGUGCACCGUUAAUAACGAAGUAUUGAAUUUCACGCGUUAUCAACAUUUGCCCGUGUUUUUUGUCGGAUUGUACAAAUUAACAACGAUGCGCAAUUGGAGACCUUUUCGAUCCGAGAGUCAACCUUCAUUCGUCGCACCGGUACCACCACCGAGUUACGCUCAAGCUCAACAAAUUCGUCAAGCUUCUUGUUCCUUGGACGAUUUGCUUUCUCCUUCGUUUAAUACGAAUCGGAAUAGAAUCUGGGCAUCGAGACCCGUGACUGCGAUAUGUCCACGAUGCACCACGAUCAUCGUCACCACCAUAGAAGUUCGCCAGUCGAUGAUCACUCAUAUCGCUGCUCUCGCACUUUUCCUAUGCGGAUGCUGGCCAUGCUGCAUGAUUCCAUAUUGUUUGAAUUCGUGCAAAAAUAUCGACCAUCGUUGUCCUGUUUGCCGGGCGUAUCUUGGGACUUACAGGCCAUGGUGACAAACGUUUGAAAACAACGUAGAAAGUUGC
Molecule: messenger RNA, 1432 nt
Organism: Osmia lignaria (orchard mason bee)
Lineage: Eukaryota; Metazoa; Arthropoda; Insecta; Hymenoptera; Megachilidae
Source: RefSeq, a predicted model, not a curated record